AUCACCGCCAUCGCACCACUGCUACCCCACCAUCAGUGCUAUCCCACCAUCACCGCUAUCCCACCACUGCUAUCCCAUCAUCACCGCCAUCGCACCACUGCUACCCCACCAUCAGUGCUAUCCCACCAUCACCGCUAACCCACCACUGCUAUCCCACCGUCACUGCUAUCCCACCGUCACCGCUACCCCACCAUCACCGCUAUCCCACCAUCACUGAUAUCCCACUGUCACCGCUACCCGGCCAUCCAACCACUGCUAAUCCACUGUCACUGAUAUCCCACCGUCCCCACUAUACCACCACCACCAACCAACCACUGCUACCCCACCGUCAUAGCUAUUCCUCCAUCAUCACUACCCCACCACUGCUAUAACACAGCCAUCGCUACCCCACCUCCAUCACUAUCCCACCACCACCGUGGGCUUUCCUAUACAGGUGUGUGGUGCAGAGCCAGUAAAGAGGCAGAAGAAUCCCGGGGCUGCUGGCCAGUCAGAAUCCUGGUGGAGAGUACUGAAGUGAUUGCUGGAAGGUCCUCAAAGUCAGUCACCCCACCAGGGAAGCCAGGAGCAGACCAACCCUGCAGACCUUCAUCAUGAACAUGUUGGGGAUUAUCUCCGGCUGUCCUUGAGAGGAUGUUGGGUGAGGAGAACCUUACGACGACUGAAUCGUUAGAGGACUGCCUGGAAAAAAUCGAGUGGAUAAAGUUUCUGUUUUUGAGGUGACAUUCGGCAAGCGUUUUGGCUCGUAUACUCCGGGAAGGGUGAAGGUCCAGAGACACCUAACAUGACCUCAGAAAGGAAAGAAAAUAUUUGUAUAGACUAUAUUAUUCUCCCAUUACCAAACUUUCUAAAAAGUUCUUUCUAUGACCCUUGGUAGAGUUGUACAACCUCUGAGUUCCCUCUUACAUUACCAAUACAGGUCCUCUUCUGACAUUCAUAGCGACCGUAUGUUCUGCCAAGUGGGACAGACUUGAUAAGUGUUGACCAUGAACUCAAGAUGAACGCUAGUGACCAACCUAUGGGAGAUGGAGAGGCCGCCCCUCCGGGUCUCUGCGCCUUCAAAGGCUUCAACCUCAGCUGCGUCCACCCCAAUGGUUUUGAGAAACCGCAUGGACCCAAUAUAACUUUCCUUAAUGAAGAUCACUUUGUGCUUCCCACCUUCUCCACCGCUGCCAAGAUCCGAGUGGCCAUCACUUGCGUCCUCUUCAUUUCCUCCGCCUGUUUUAACAUGGCCACUCUAUGGACCAUCACCUAUAAGUACCGAAAGAAAUCGCACAUCCGCAUCCUCAUCAUCAACCUGGUGGCAGCCGAUCUGCUGAUCACCUUCGUGGUGAUGCCGCUGGAUGCGGUGUGGAACGUCACCAUCCAGUGGUAUGCCGGCGAUGUGGCCUGCAGGAUUCUCAUGUUCCUCAAGUUGGUGGCCAUGUACUCUUCGGCCUUUGUUACCGUGGUGAUCAGCCUUGACCGGCACGCCGCCAUCUUGAACCCGCUGGGCAUAGGAGAUGCGAAAAAGAAGAACAAGGCCAUGUUGUCCGUAGCCUGGACACUUAGUCUACUCUUGGCUACUCCACAGCUGUUUGUGUUCCACACGGUGAGCCGGUCACAGCCAGUCCACUUCGUCCAAUGUGCCACGGUGGGCAGCUUCAAGGCCCACUGGUUGGAGACCCUGUACAACAUGUUCACCUUCUGCUGCCUCUUCCUUCUCCCGCUCCUUAUCAUGGUCUUCUGCUACGGAAAAAUCCUGGUGGAGAUCUCCCGCAAGAUGAAGAAGGCUGAAGCCUCCUCCAGAGAAGUCAACCUCCGGCGCUCCUACAACAACAUCCCGCGGGCUCGGAUGAGGACUUUCAAGAUGUCGCUGGUCAUCGUCUUGACGUUCAUCGUGUGCUGGACUCCGUACUACCUCCUGGGGAUCUGGUACUGGUUCUCCCCGGAGAUGCUGACCAGUCGAAGGGUUCCUCCGUCCCUCAGCCACAUCCUCUUCCUCUUUGGCCUUUUCAACACGUGCCUCGACCCCAUCAUCUACGGCCUCUUCACCAUCCACUUCCGCCGGGAAAUACGGCGCGUCUGCAGGUGCGCCACUCAGGGAAAGGAUGCCGACGCCACCUCGCUGGGCACCGGGUCCUUCCGCGUCUCCACAGCCGCCGUGCCCUUGAAGAGGUCGGCGGGGGUUUCGGGAGGCUCCUGUAAGUUCGACCUGGAGGUGACUGGAGUGGGCCUCCAUUCAGGGAAAUGCGAACACUGUAAGCGCCAAAUCGUAGAGAGCUUUAUGUGAAGGAGCGGGCCCCCUCGGCGGCAAAAAUUUAAAGAACAAACUCAAAGCUUCUUUUUCAGGGUAUUGUGGUUGUCUUGUUGAUCCCGAAUGUUGUGUUUUUUUGGUAGAACAGAGGUUCUAAUCCCUCGUCACUCCAUCCAAAAACAGAAAAUUUAUAUUAGCUUUAGUUACAUUUUAAAGGGUGCUGUGAUGUUUUCAGGAAGCUAUGUACAGCACCCCGAUGGCCCCUCCUACCAUGGGGGAGCACCUUUUUUUUCCAGAUUUCACGGCAUCAAAAGUGGUAAAAAAAAAACGGCCCAAUUGGUGAAAUUACCAAGAAAAUUAAUUAUACGAAAGGACAAAAAGUCUUAAUACGUGGGUGAAGAGAUUCUACAAAAACUGAUAUGGUUGGGCGAUUGUCUUUUUCAUCGAAUUACAGUUCAAAAGCAAAAGUCGAUCGCCUAGGGCGGCUCCAUAAAUGUGAUUAUUUCUGGUGAUAGCAAUCAAGAGUUACCGAGCUAAUGGUUUUAUAACGAGACCCAUAAGAGACGAGGGGGAAGGCUGGGGCUGCCUGAGAGGGGGGGUGGGCAGCGCCCUCUUGUGGUCACGGACAAGACUUGUUAUUGUCCUUCUACAAGACGUUUUGUUGUGUUUGUAGCCGGAUACCAUUAAAUUCUGAUUUUAUUA
This is a messenger RNA of Rana temporaria (common frog), 2935 nucleotides long. RefSeq names its product gonadotropin-releasing hormone II receptor-like. The record is from RefSeq and is a predicted model, not a curated record. The transcript has 4 exons. Gene Ontology annotation, molecular function: gonadotropin-releasing hormone receptor activity; peptide binding. NCBI's taxonomy places the organism in Eukaryota, Metazoa, Chordata, Amphibia, Anura, Ranidae. Gene Ontology annotation, biological process: G protein-coupled receptor signaling pathway. Gene Ontology annotation, cellular component: membrane. The coding region runs from base 995 to 2269 and encodes 424 amino acids.